AUGUCACCUCCCAGCGGCUCCGAUAACAACAACAAUAACAACAACGACAAUGACGUCCCCAAACCCCUGGUCCAGGGCAGCGUCAUGCUCUCCGACGUCAUGGGCCGCGACCGCAGCAUGAACCUCUUUGCCGGCUUCGUGCGGGACAUUGCCGCAAUCAGCACGCGCCUCGACUCGGCGUCCCAGAACAGCACCGUCCUGGCGCCCCUCAACUCGGCCAUCGACUCCCUCCCGCGGAAGCCCUGGGAGGACGCCGCCGACUACGACAGGCUCGGCGCCAGCGCGUACGAGGGCGGCGAAGGUAGGGACCGCGCGGAGCGCAACCUGCGGCGCUUCGUCGAGGCGCAUGUCCUGCCGACGAGCCCCUGGCGCGAAGGGGAGAGGGUGCGGAGCCUGCUUUCUGCUGGUGGUAGCGGCGGCGGCGCAGACGACGAGGGCGGGUCUGGGGAUAGGGAAGUCUGGUGGGAGACGCGAGAUGGGAAAAGAGUGAUUUUCCCCGACGAAAUCGAGGUCUCAAGUAUCUCCAGCAGGGUAGGCAACGGCGAGGUAUGGAUCAUCAAAGGUGUGCGGAACUAUGCAGAGCCGUGA
Microdochium trichocladiopsis is the source of this 588-nucleotide messenger RNA. RefSeq lists its product as uncharacterized. The record is from RefSeq and is a predicted model, not a curated record. The transcript has 2 exons. Lineage: Eukaryota; Fungi; Ascomycota; Sordariomycetes; Xylariales; Microdochiaceae. Bases 1 to 588 code for a protein of 195 amino acids.